GUUUCCAGCCUCCUGCCUGUUAAAAGUCAUUGAAAGUCUCCCAAAGACACACCAAAUUAAUUUCUACUUUUCCUGCUAAAGCACUGGAGCUGCAGUGCCAGCAAAGAGCUGUUUCUGCAGAAUCCUCUCUAUUGUGGCUCUCUUUUGUUGCUGUAAUGAUCUGUGUGGAGUAAUUACAAAAGCUUGUUUGUUUGAGUGACUAAAAGCAGCACAACGAGAUGAAUCCUUCAUCCCUGAAAUGACAGUUUCCUGAAUGUUUGGCUUAGGAGGAGCUGCACAGGGAAAACGUGGUUUGUGGACAGCAGAUGCUCCAUGGUAAAAUUGGAGGUGGCUUUCCAGAGUGGCCUUGGAGUUGUGGUGUGAUUCUGUGUGUGUGUGCUCUUCCUCUGCAGAUUAUCUCGAUAAUGGCAAUAAUAAAAUGGCAAUCCAGCAAGCAGAUAAACUGCUCAAAAAGCACAAGGACCUUCACUGUGCCAAGGUGCUGAAGGCCAUUGGCUUGCAGAGGACUGGCAAGCAGGAUGAAGCCUAUGCCCUGGCACAAGAGGUGGCAGCACUUGAACCCACAGAUGACAAUUCCUUGCAAGCACUGACCAUUCUGUACCGGGAAAUGCACAGACCUGAGCUGGUGACCAAACUUUAUGAGGCAGCUGUGAAGAAGGUGCCCAACAGUGAAGAGUAUCACUCCCACCUCUUCAUGGCCUAUGCCAGGGUUGGGGAGUACAAGAAAAUGCAACAGGCUGGAAUGGCACUUUAUAAGAUUGUUCCCAAAAAUCCAUAUUAUUUUUGGUCUGUGAUGAGCCUGAUCAUGCAGUCUAUCUCAGCGCAGGAUGAAAACCUCUCCAAGACAAUGUUUCUGCCACUUGCUGAGAGAAUGGUGGAAAAAAUGGUGAAAGAGGACAAGAUUGAAGCUGAGGCUGAAGUGGAACUGUACUACAUGAUCCUGGAACGUUUGGAGAAAUACAAGGAAGCUUUAGAUGUUGUGAGGGGAAAACUUGGAGAGAAGCUGACGAGCGAGCUGCAGAGCCGGGAGAACAAGUGCAUGGCCAUGUACAAGAAGCUGCGGCGCUGGCCCGAGUGCAACGCGCUGGCCAGGAGGCUGCUGCUGAAAAACUCAGAUGAUUGGCAGUUUUAUAUAACUUACUUUGAUUCAGUGUUUCAACUCAUUGAUGAAUCCUGGACGCCUCCAGCAGAGGAAGAGCACUCUCUGGAGGGGGAGGUGCACUGCUCCAUCGAGCAGGCUGUGAAUUUCAUCGAGGAGAGGAUCUCCGAGGAGUCCAAGAGCGCGCGGCCGCUGCGGGGACCGUACUUGGCCAAGCUGGAGCUGAUCAGGCGCCUGCGGCACCGCGGCUGCAACGAUGAGUACAAGCUGGGUGAUCCAGAAGAACUAAUGUUCCAGUACUUCAAAAAAUUUGGGGACAAGCCCUGCUGUUUUACUGAUCUCAAAGUGUUUGUGGAUCUGCUCCCACCCAGCCAGUACACAAAGUUCAUCCGGCAGCUGCUGGACGUGAUCCCGCUGGCGGCGGCGGCCGAGAACGAGGUGGCUCUGCCAGGUGACAUCAAGGCCCUGCAGCAGCACCUGUGUGUGGUGCAGCUCUCCAGGCUGCUGGGCAUCUACCACGCCAUGGAGAAGAAGCAGAAGCUGGCGGUGGUGCGGGAGCUGAUGCUGAGAUACCGCCACGGGCUGGAGUUUGGGAAAUCUUGUUUGAAAACUGAAUUGCAGUUUUCAGAUUAUUACUGCCUGCUUGCAGUUCACCUGCUGCUGGAUCUGUGGCUGGAAGGUGAAGAGGCAGCUGUGUGGCAGUGCCUGACUCUCCUGGAGGAGGGGCUGUCUCACAGUCCCUCCAAUGCUCAGUUUAAGCUGCUGCUCAUCCGGAUCUACUGCAGGCUCGGCGCCUUCGAGCCCGUCUCGGAGCUCUACUCCAGCCUGGACGCCAAGCACAUCCAGCAUGACACCAUCGGGUGGUUAUCUCCUGACACGCUACGCCGGCUCCCUGGGCCACUACGCUGCUGCUUCCCAAUCCUGCAACUUUGCACUCAGGUUUUUCCACUCCAACCAGAAAGAUACCUCAGAGUACAUCAUCCAAGCCUACAAGUACGGGGCGUUCGAGAAGAUCCCGGAGUUCAUCGCCUUCAGGAACCGCCUGAACUCCUCCCUUCACUUCGCGCAGGUUCGCACCGAGCGGAUGCUGCUGGACCUCUUACUUGAAGCCAACAUAUCAACCAGUUUAGAAGAAAGUAUAAAGUCCAUGAGUCUGAGCCCAGAGGAGGAUGACAUUCCAUGGAAAGAUCUGCGUGACAACAGAGACCUGACAGUCUUGUUUAGCUGGGAUCCAAAAGACAGGUGA
Zonotrichia albicollis (white-throated sparrow) is the source of this 2345-nucleotide messenger RNA. The record is from RefSeq and is a predicted model, not a curated record. Lineage: Eukaryota; Metazoa; Chordata; Aves; Passeriformes; Passerellidae.